AUGGUCUUUUACCCACCAUCAUGGGUACCAAAACUGCCGAUAGACCCUCCGGAUUCCAUCAGUGUUGCCGAGUUCAUGAGCUCGGAAGAGUAUGGCCAGUAUCCCAUUGCGAAAGCGCGACAUCCAUACACGUGUGGAUUGACUGGAAAGACGCGUACAGCUGAAGAGGUUAUCCGCAGAGAGGACCUCCUUGCGCGGGGCAUCGGCAAAGCCCUUCAACUUGACUCACAAUCCGGGUCGGAAUGGGAUCGUGUCUGCGUCAUAUUCUCUCUCAACACCAUUGACUAUAUCCCCCUCACGCAUUCCAUCCAUCGUCUAAAUGGCAUCGCCAGUCUGAGCAGCGCAGCCCUGUCGGCAUCUGAGUUGGAGCACCAGCUCCGCGCCUCACGCGCAAAAGCAAUUUUUACUUGUGCGCCCCUUCUGGAUACUGCGCUCAAAGCUACAGAGGUAGUGGGUAUAUCGCGACAAAAUGUGUUUCUGCUUCCAGUGCCCGGCGAUACGAGUAGGCACGGUUACAAGACAAUCGACGACCUCAUUCAAGACGGAGAGAAACUACCUGCGUUGCCGUCGCUGCGGUGGACGAAGGGACAAGGCGCUCGUCAAACAGCCUACCUCCUGUAUUCGAGCGGAACAUCCGGCUUGCCAAAACCCGUCAUGCUCUCGCACUACAACAUCAUAUCAGGCAUCAUUCAGACAUGCACAUUCGACUCGGUCUCCCGAAAAGCUGACGGCAUUGAUACACAAGUGAUGCUGGGAGUGUUGCCAUUCAGUCAUGUCUUUGGGCUGAUGCUCAUCACUCACUUGGGGACCUACCGCGGCGACGAGAUUAUUGUUCUGCCUCGCUUCGAAUUCGAGCCCUUUCUAGCUGCGGUCAGUCGCUUCAAGAUACAGCAACUCCCAAUUGUCCCCCCCAUUGUGAUUCAGAUGCUAGAUAGGAGGGAGCUAUGUAGCAAGUAUGAUUUGAGCAGUGUCAGGUUUGUGUAUACCGGUGCUGCACCGCUUGGAAAAGAAACUGUGGAUGAUCUGUUGAGUGUCUAUCCGAAGUGGCGUCUUGGACAAGGUUACGGUAUGACCGAGACUGCUACCGUCUUCAUACAAAGCAGCGAGCAUGAUACACAAGUCGGCACAACGGGAUCAUUGCUUCCUGCAGCCAAGGCCAGGAUCGUUGACCCCGAUGGACGAGAGAUCACUGAAUACGAAAAGCCAGGUGAACUGCUGAUCCAAAGCCCAACUGUUUCUCUUGGUUAUUUCAACAACCCAAAGGCUACUGCUGAGACAUUCUUCGAAGAUGGUAACGGCCGCUGGAUUCGAACGGGUGAUGAGGUGCUAGUUCGCAUGGCUGAGAGUGGGAACGAACAUUUUGUCGUUGUUGAUCGAGUCAAGGAGCUCAUCAAAGUCAAGGGCCAUCAAGUCGCGCCUGCAGAGCUCGAGUCACACCUUCUCACCCAUUCCGCCGUGAGUGACUGCGCAGUCAUUCAGAUUCCCGAUGCAAGAGCUGGAGAGGUUCCAAAAGCAUUCGUAGUCAAAGCAAACCAUGCAUAUCAGUCUGAUGAGGAGCUGGCGCGGGAUAUCCAGCGCUAUGUUGAGGAGCACAAAGCUAGGUAUAAGUGGCUGAAGGGCGGAGUCGAGUUCAUCGAUGCGAUACCGAAAAGUCCGACUGGGAAGAUCUUGAGACGCAAGCUGAGGGAUAGGGAGAGGGAGGCUAGAAAAUCGAGAGGAGCAAAGUUGUGA
Fusarium oxysporum Fo47 is the source of this 1731-nucleotide messenger RNA. Its product is annotated as acyl--CoA ligase. NCBI's taxonomy places the organism in Eukaryota, Fungi, Ascomycota, Sordariomycetes, Hypocreales, Nectriaceae. The transcript is spliced from 6 exons. Bases 1 to 1731 code for a protein of 576 amino acids. Gene Ontology annotation, molecular function: CoA-ligase activity. The record is from RefSeq and is a predicted model, not a curated record.